GGUUUUUCUUUCUUAUAUCAGAUGGGUCCGCCCCGGCCGUUUUGUCUGCUUGCUUGGAUGCUGUUGUAGAAGUAUAGGUUCGGGUUGGUUUGCUGCUUUGUUGCCGUCGUCACGCCGCCGCCGCCGCCGCCGUUGUCGCCUUAUCUGCUGCUGUCGCUGCCAUCAUGUUGGAUGGGUUCAAGCUGUGGGUGCAUAGCGCCAAUCUGCGCGUGGCCAAGAGUGCCGUGGGCAGGUACUUUAGGCUCGAGAACAGCGGCCAUCCCAAAGAGCGCAAAGGCGCCUUCUUCUUCACCGAGAUCCGCGCCGGCCUGGCCACCUUCUUCGCCAUGGCCUACAUCAUCUCCGUGAACUCGACCGUCGUGUCGCAGACGGGCGGCACCUGCGUCUGCCCGCCCGAGGACAUGGCCGACCUCUGCGACUCAAACGUCGACUACAUGCUGUGCGUGCAGGAGAUCAACCGCGACCUCGUCACCGCCACGGCCGCCAUCUCCGCCCUCACCAGCUUCGCCAUGGGCUUGUUCGCCAACAUGCCCAUCGCCCUGGCCCCCGGCAUGGGUUUGAACGCUUACUUCGCCUACACCGUCGUCGGCUACCACGGCUCCGGCCUCGUGCCCUACCGCAUCGCCCUGACGGCCGUCUUCCUCGAGGGCUUCGUCUUCGUCGCCCUGACCCUCAUCGGCCUCCGCCAGUGGCUCGCCCGCGCCAUCCCCGCUUCCAUCAAGCUCGCCACCGGCGUCGGCAUCGGCCUGUACUUGACGCUGAUCGGCCUGGCCUACUCCGCGGGCAUUGGCCUCGUCACCGGCGCCACUGAGACGCCGCUCGAGCUGGCUGGCUGCAGCUCCGGCCUCCUCAGAGAUGACGGCACCUGUCCCAGCGCCGCCAAGAUGCGCUCGCCCACCAUGUGGAUCGGCAUUUUCUGCGGCGGCUUCCUGACUGUCUUACUGAUGAUGUACCGCGUCAAGGGCGCCAUCAUCAUGGGCAUCCUGCUCGUCUCCAUCAUCAGCUGGCCGCGCCCUACCUCCGUCACGUAUUUCCCUUACACCCAGACGGGCGACAGCUCCUUCGACUUCUUCAAAAAGGUCGUCACCUUCCACCCCAUCGGCCACAUCCUCAACGCCAACCAGUGGGACAUCUCUGGCUAUGGUGGCCAGUUCGGACUCGCUUUCAUCACGUUCCUGUACGUCGACAUCCUCGACACCACCGGCACCAUGUACUCGAUGGCGCGGUUCGCGGGCUUCAUCGACGAGCGCACGCAGGACUUUGAGGGCAGCGCGAUCGCGUACCUGGUGGAUGCGUUCGGAAUCUCGAUUGGGUCGCUAUUCGGCUCGCCGCCAGUGACGGCGUUCAUCGAGAGCGGCGCGGGCAUUUCCGAGGGCGGAACCACGGGCCUCACGGCCAUGACGACGGGCGUGUGCUUCUUCAUCUCGGUCUUCUUUGCGCCGAUUUUCGCGUCCAUCCCGCCGUGGGCGACGGGCUGCACGCUCGUCAUCGUCGGCUCGCUCAUGGCCAAGGCCGCAAAGGACAUCAACUGGAAGUACAUGGGCGACGCGGUGCCGGCCUUCCUGACCAUCGCCGUCAUGCCCUUCACCUACUCGAUCGCGUACGGCCUGAUUGCCGGCAUCCUCUCGUACACCCUGCUCAACAUGAUCGCGUGGGUCGUGGAGACGGCGUCGGGCGGCCGCAUCAAGCCCCUCGACAAGGAGUUCAAGGACCCCUGGACCUACAAGCUCGAGGGCGGCGUGCUGCCUCCCUGGCUCAAGCGCGCCUUACGCGGAAAGCGCGACUUCUGGCGCGCCGACGACGCCGAGCGCGGCGUCGUUGAGGGCCAUGGUGGUACGAAUGCGGGGACUGCGCGGGCAUCAUCGUCGACGGAGAACGCGGCCGAGAAGGUGGCCGCUCCGGCGCCGAAGGCGGAGGCAUAGUAGGCUCCGGGAUCCGCUGCUGGGUGUGGAGUUGAGGCGUGUUGUAGCGCUGCGCUGCGCUUGUACAUACAAUUGUACUGUAAUGUCCAUGAUGAUGAGCUCUGCGGUGGUGUGUGCGAUGGUCGUUGCGAGCCCUGUGCCUGUGAUAUGGCGCGCGUAGCUAGGCGCAUGGCUAGGUGAUGCGGUGC
Messenger RNA from Aplosporella prunicola CBS 121167, 2110 nucleotides. RefSeq lists its product as uncharacterized. Lineage: Eukaryota; Fungi; Ascomycota; Dothideomycetes; Botryosphaeriales; Aplosporellaceae. The coding region runs from base 165 to 1922 and encodes 585 amino acids. The transcript has 3 exons. Gene Ontology annotation, biological process: transmembrane transport. The record is from RefSeq and is a predicted model, not a curated record. Gene Ontology annotation, cellular component: plasma membrane. Gene Ontology annotation, molecular function: purine nucleobase transmembrane transporter activity.